Trifolium pratense (red clover) is the source of this 1241-nucleotide messenger RNA. Its product is annotated as ethylene-responsive transcription factor ERF115-like. The coding region runs from base 33 to 1100 and encodes 355 amino acids. The transcript is spliced from 2 exons. NCBI's taxonomy places the organism in Eukaryota, Viridiplantae, Streptophyta, Magnoliopsida, Fabales, Fabaceae. Gene Ontology annotation, biological process: ethylene-activated signaling pathway; regulation of DNA-templated transcription. Gene Ontology annotation, molecular function: DNA-binding transcription factor activity; DNA binding. The record is from RefSeq and is a predicted model, not a curated record.
UAUAUCUAUACUUGUAUCACUGUUUUAUUCAUAUGAGUUUCCGUAUCAAAGUUGGUAUUCAAGAGUUUUUGCAUGAAGUGUUAUUGAAAUUUGAAAAGGUGGCAAAUUAUAGAGAGAAAGGAAAAGAGCUUGACAACAAUAUUGAAGAAGAAGGAGCAGAAGGACAAGAUUUAAGGUUGUCAAUGCCAAUGAUGUUUCCUGGUUUUCAUAGAGAAGGAGAAAUGUCAGCUAUGGUGUCUGCUUUAACACAUGUGAUAUGUGGUGAUCAGAACAAUGAUGAUUUUAGUGUUCUGAAUCAGAAUAUGAAUCAAACUGCAUUUGAUCAAGGUGAUGGUAUAGAUAUCAACCCUUUUGUUUCGGCAACAACAUCUUCAACUUCUUUAUCUUAUGGUGAUAGUUCUGCUCUCAAGAGAAGACGAGAAGAUGGUGGAUUCUUUCAUAAUUCAUCCUCUGCUUUUCCCCCAAAUAAACACCAAGAAUGUUCGAGCAACUGGACAAACACAAUAACAACAGAAAGGAGUCAAAUAUCAGAGCCUAUAUAUGAAUACAGAAUAGACAAUAACAAUGUGAAAAAUGAAGAUCAACCAAAAAGAAAAUACAGAGGAGUGAGACAGAGGCCAUGGGGAAAAUGGGCUGCAGAGAUAAGAGAUCCAUUCAAAGCUACAAGAGUAUGGUUAGGAACAUUUGAAACAGCUGAAGAUGCAGCUAAAGCAUAUGAUCAAGCUGCAUUGCGUUUUAGAGGCAACAAAGCAAAACUCAACUUUCCUGAAAAUGUUAGGCUCAAGCAACAAUCUUUGGUUAAUCCAAUACAAUCUAGCAUUGAUCCAAGGGUUCAGGGUGAAAGUCUGCAAGGUUCAAAUAGUUCAAAAAAGUUUUAUGGUCAAAACUUUCCUGUGAGAUUAUAUGAUCAGAUUACUAUGUCAUCACCAAAUGAGAUGGCUUCUCUUCAAACUUCAAUGUCACCAUCAGCUUCAUAUUCUUCUUCUACUACUACUAUUGCUUCUUCUUUUAGUUCACCACAGACAACUUCGAUUCCUCCGGUUUAUACUACCGAUUUUCCAGCAUGGUCUUCUGGUUUUAACUCCUCUCCCUCAGGCUAAUAUUUAUUGUUGGGGGUGUUUAAGAGUAGGAGAGAAGAGAGGAGGCUAAUAUUGAUUUUCCAGCAUGGUCUUCUGUAAUGAUUUUACCUUAAAACUGAAGUCUUGUGUGCAUCGUUGGAUUAGAAAUUAUUUGUAUUUGUA